This is a messenger RNA of Amphiprion ocellaris (clown anemonefish), 2093 nucleotides long. RefSeq lists its product as uncharacterized. The record is from RefSeq and is a predicted model, not a curated record. The transcript is spliced from 13 exons. The coding region runs from base 434 to 1786 and encodes 450 amino acids. NCBI's taxonomy places the organism in Eukaryota, Metazoa, Chordata, Actinopteri, Pomacentridae.
GCAGGAGGAACUCAGCUGGUGUGUGGCAGCACGUGACAGGAGCCGAGUACAGGGUCAAUAUCAGGCUGGAUUCGCCACAAAGCUGAAGCUCAAAGAUGGAUCAAUACCGACUGUUCGUGACCAAAAUUCAGAGUUGAAUUCCGGUGUGCGUACACAGACGUCUUCAUCAGGUGUCCAGUGCACUGCUGUGAACGCUGAAUCAUCUUCUCAUCUUCUCUCACUACCUAUAUUCUCAGGAACUACAAGCAACGUUUCCCAGUUGCCUCCACCAGCUAAACUGAAUGGCAGUUUAUGCAGUGUAAUAUCUGUGGAUCGCCUGAAUGAAAGCCUCCACCAAGAGACUGAAUUAAACUCAGCAGCAACAUCAAAAUCAGACGAAAGCAGGGGGGAAAAAUGUACUCAGGCAAAGACUAUAGUGAAUGACAGCUGCUUGAUGGAGCUGUUCAAGAAGUGUCAGACCUGUGGACACACCAUAACCAAAAAGAAAGUGUCUCACUGUGGGGCGCAGACGAAGGUAAGGUGGAGCUGCCUCAGUGGACACAAGGGUGUUUGGAUGUCAUCACCCUAUCUGUGGGAGGCGUUUCCAGAAAUCCACCUUCUUAUAGCUCUUUCCAUUCUUUUUUCUGGAGGCACCUUUGCACACUUCAGAAAAUGGGCUAAACAUCUGCACCUGAAUUUCAUGGACCUUAAAACCUUUCUUGAUGUUCAAAAGACACACAUCAGCCCAGAAAAAAGACAGAAGAACAGAAAAGUGCAGGAAGAAAUCUUGGCAAAGGAGAUCCACCAACAAUCUGACGGCUCCCUGCGUCACAUUUCAGAUUCCCUGAAUAAAAUGAAGGCCAAGAGAAGACAGAAGAGAGCUCUAUCAUCACGGUCCAGUUCUGAAAAAGGAUCCUCAGUGUUAAAGACAACUGCUGAAACUUCUAUUCAAGAGUCGUCUGCAUUAUCAGGUCUCGGACGUGUGUCAGACCAUGAAAGUGAACAACGCUAUGAAGAUGAGGCUGAACAUCAAAGUGACUCUUUGCAAACAAUGCAUACAGCAUCAGAAACGACCUUUUCCCUGGACAGUGUUGAGGAGAUGGAGAUCACCAUUGACGACAAAAGGGACAGUAUGAAGAAUAUAAAAUCAGAAACAACUGACCUGAGGAUUGCAGGACCCGAUGGCAGUGAUGAAGAUGUCUACGUACCAAUAAUUCCUCAGAGAUCCACAGCAUCUGAACUCUUACUGGAAUGUGAAGAGGAGGAGCUGGAGCCGUGGCAGAAAAAAAACUCACUACAGAAAGUUAAAGUCAAAGAUGAACCUGAGGAUUUAGCUAAUGACCAAACAGAGUGUAAACCAGAGUCUUCACCUCAUCAGGAAGAUGCAGUGAAUACUUCAACACCUGACCUGAAAACAGAAACUACACAGUUUGUUUUCAACAACCAAGGCUUCAUUGUGGCGCCACAGUUAACAAGGAGCACUGACUUCAAUCUCGGGACACAGUGCCUUGCUGGGACGUCGUUCGCAAUAGUGCCAGCUGUUCAGCAGCAACUCUUCCAGAAAGUGGCUGCAGCCACAGCAACACCUGAACCCUGUGGUGUUGUUCACACUCCUGAGGUGCAUCAAAUCAGCAACAAUCCUGUGUCAUUGUCCAGUGUCCUGAGUCCUGCAGUAUUUGCAUCAUCAUCAUCCAACCAACAGCAGGUGGAACAGUCCAAGUCACAGAUUCUCUCUGUCCCCUUUUCUCUGCCUUGCUUUAUUGUACUUGAACUUCAAUCAACUGGCACUUCAGAAAACAAUGAAUGACACAUUGAAGCGUAAAGAAAACACAAUCUAAGAGCUGGAAUGGGUGACUUCAUAAGUUGUCUCGUGUGAAUGUGUUUUAUCACUUGCUCAAAUUAAUAUUAUGCCAACUAUUUGCACUUUGAAGCAUCUAUGCAGGUGUGACAUGAAGAAAUCUGCAGCACAAAACCUGUUACCUCUUUUUCUAAGCCCAAAUAAAAAUAAAUUCUAUUUCCGUUAAAACCAGAAUGUCAGUUAAAUUCCACCUCAAAAAUGAAGAUUUUUAAUGAUUUGUCAUUUUCACUUGAAUAAAUUCUUUUGUUAAAAUUCA